ACAUAAUUAUUUUAAUAGCCCAACAUAAAAUUAUUUUCUGAUCUGUAUCUAGUUAAAUUUUUAGAUGCUGCAGUAAAAUUGUUCUUUUCGUGUAUGAGAAUCUCUACAUUGGAAAUUGAUAAGAAUGAGUGAUAACGAUGCAAAGUAGAAUGCUUCGGGGGUUUUCGUAUGGUAUCCUUAAAGGAAGUCAGAUUCUGUGUGUUGUAUGCAUAAAUUUUGCUGGUAAUGCUCAACAAUGGCUCGGCAAUAGAACAUCUAGCCGCGUCUUUCGAGGCGAUCGAAGUUCAACCAGCUAGCUUCGUAUUCAGAUCUCAAGGAAGGUGGUAAGGUAACCACCCUAUGGCAGAGCAUUUUCUGCUUUAGUAGUGGCAGCACGUAGGUGGUUUCGUAGUGGGGAGGCUUCGAAGGCUUAAAAGGCCUUCCAACGUCCUUGUAACACGCAGUCUUGGAAUCAAACAUACUAGUAUUCCGCGUAAGUGGAUCGAAAGUGUGAAGAAUAAUCUCACCUAACUUUGUCGUCACGGGUUCGUCCGGUUAGACUUUCCUGAGUGAUCUGAUGUAGCGUAAACCGAAAUUAAUUUAUUGGGAAGACAAGGAAGAAAUAAAUUGGGGUGAUAGUUAUCGAUAUAAAAAAAUAAAAAAAUCUUAGAAAGUGAUUUUUUUCUCGCGAGUUAGCCCUUUGCUUGGACUUGUGAUUAGUGACUUGUGUAUGAUUAGUGAUUAUACACAAGUGAUAAUAAUUAAAUUAUUUGCGUAACAAUUGAAAAGUUAUGAGAAUGGGAUUUCGAAUAGUUUUGUCCAUCGUGUUGGCCAUAUCUAUCUUUUCGCCACCGAUGUCCGGUGCUCUCACAACUUUUGGGAAGAGCCCACAAAAUCCACCACCGCCACCUGCACCUACAAUUACAGCUAGUAGUGCUCGCGAGUGUAAGACGAAUAGCGACUGUGCUGCAAUUCAAAAUACGACGUGUAUGUCAGAUCAACGGGAUGGAAAAACACGAUGUCUCUGCGGCGAUUACUCGCCACCAAAGAAUGGUGUUUGCAAUAAUAAAUUUAAAGCACUUCAUGCAACUUGUAAUUCUGAUAUAGAAUGCUUAGAAAAUGCUCAAUGUGUGCGUCAAAAUGGCACAUCGGGAAGACGCUGUUAUUGCCGAGAAGGAUAUUUUGAAGAUUUUCCAUUUUAUUGUAACGGUUGUUCCUCCAUCUUCACGUUGUAUACGACGACUCUUCUGGCUGCUUCGCUUAUGCUUGGAUUUAGCUGCAUCUAAAAUAUUUAAACUUAUAAAAAAUUAUCUUGAUAACUUCUGAGUCUGAUAACCCACAGUAAGAAAACAUUAUAAUUCUUCGAAUCAACGAAUCAAAGGAGAAAAGUCGCCUUAAAAAUACACUUAUCUAUAAAAGUGUCCAUUUAGUUUAAUGAAAGCGUUUAAAUAAGAUGUACGUACGAAUAUGUUCGAAUGGUAAUGCACAUUUAUGUGUCAAAUAACUAUGAACUACGAAAGAACCUUCACCGAAUAUAAAGUAUGUCAGUAACGACUCACUUUUUCUUGAUAACUCUCUUCAAAUUCUUUAGAAAAAUGGUUUUCUUUAAAGGGAAUUUAUUUGUUCUCCAUCCUAUCAGCAAAUUUCGAACAAACAAUUGUAUGAAUAAUAGAAUGUUUCCGUAUCUUGGGUAAAACGUUUAAAUUUUAUAAAACUAUUAAUAUGAAACACAAUAGAAAAAUGAUUAAUUUCUUCACACUGAAAUAAUCGUCAUUAUUUUUAUUUUAUUCGUAAUUCAAGGCAAACAAUUUCUGGAACAGUUUUAGGUAGGAAAUGCAUAUGCAUUAUAUGUUACAAAUAUACGUUUAAUAAAGUUUAGUAUUUUCUUUUAGGAUUUCCUUUUAGACUUGGGAAAUUAUCUUCAUACUUUCAAUCAUUUUAUAACUGAUGUAUUAGUUUAUAAUCGAUUCUUAUAAACCUUAUAACAAUUAGCAAGAAAAUAUAAAAUAUCGUAUUUAAGUUGGGAGAAUAAAUUUAAAUAUUUUCGAAGUUAUUUCUCUACGAAAACAAUGAGUGAUUCAGAACUUUCAGUUGUGUUUAAUUUUAUAAUUUUGCGAAAAUAAACAAUUUCGCCACUAAAUAAAUUUUAUUGAAAUGUUGCAUUAAUUGUGACUUAUUCUAUUGACAACGUAAUUUAAUUAAUCAAUUUGCAGCUUAAACUCGUAAUACAAAAUGAAUCUUAAUUCUGAAUCAUCUCGUCUAAAUCAAUAGUCAAUCAAUCGUAACAUAAUAGCGAAUUCGAUUGGACUGCACUAGUGCACACUGAUGCACAUAAAAGCCGCUAUACAUUAAUUUAAUUGCAGUGUAAAAAUGGCAUAUUAGAAGUCACAUAUCUUUAUGUAAAUUUAUGUACGAUGGCUUUAAUGUGCGCCAAUGCGCACUAAUGCGUCCAAUCGAAUUCGCUUAGCAAUCCUUCGUACUCGUCAAUAUUCUUAGUAGUUUUAAAAUUAUUACAAUUAGAAAAAGUUGUUACAAUAGUAAUUAAACUAGGAUAAACAUUAAAUUCAUUAUUUUAUACAAAUUUUUUCGUUUGUUGUACAAUCAUAAUCUGCCAUUUUAUGACAGACUACGAUCGUGCAUACAUGUACUUUAAUACGAUCAUACUACAAUAUUAUGAUAUUUUUAUUCUUUGUAAUAAUCAUAACACGAGUGCGAAAGACUAAAACAAUAUAUAAUAUUAAUGUAUUUUAAAUGAAAUUUAUUAUUAGAAUGUUGAAUUUAACUAUUUUUAGAAUCUGAUAUAAUAGAAGUAAUGCUUUGAUAGUAAAUUUUUGCAACGUACAUGAUUAAGCUUCGUAUUUCAACACUCAAAAAUAAAAGCAUUCAUAAAGAUUGCACGUAUUGUAAUAUAUUAAAAUAUGACAUACCUAGAGUAAUUGAAUUUUAUGUCAUAUUUUCCUCAAUGCACGAAGUAUACGAUAAAAACAAAUUUACAGAAUGAUAAAAUUCUCACAAAAUUUUACAAAUACUUCAGAAUUCUGAAUUCUAAAAUUCAGAAUAUCAAUUUGAUGAAUACGCUACAUCAAAAGAAAUUCUUUUAAAAAAUAUAAACUUUUGUCAAUUAUAAAUAUAAUCAAUAUCUGAAUUAUUAAAAUAUUGAGUCGGAACAAAAGUUUGUAUCGGUUUUCAAUAGACCUGUUGAUAAUAACUAUAUUAUACUCUAAUUAAAAAUAUUUCACGUUAAACGACACGAAACAUCGCAGAAAUAUUCUAUAUAUCUCUAUAUACAUUUGUACAUAAAUCUAUGUACAAAUAUUUAAACAUUGUCUUUAAAUUUUAAAAAAACGCUACAAAUUUUUGUUCCGACCUAAUAACUGCACCCAAUAAGUAAUAUUCAUAUUUAUUUACUAUUGUACAUUUAAUAAUUAGAUUAGUCGCCGUUUAAUUUAUUAUUAGUGUAAGUAUCUUUUGUAAAAUUUGUAAUGUGAUAAUAAUCAAGAAAUGUAGUAUUAGCAAUUAAUUUCACUCUAAUGUCAUUUUAUGUAUUUGGAUAUUUCUUGCACAAAUAAAUUCUUGAACCUUU
Messenger RNA from Solenopsis invicta (red fire ant), 3562 nucleotides. RefSeq lists its product as uncharacterized. Bases 771 to 1265 code for a protein of 164 amino acids. The transcript has 4 exons. NCBI's taxonomy places the organism in Eukaryota, Metazoa, Arthropoda, Insecta, Hymenoptera, Formicidae. The record is from RefSeq and is a predicted model, not a curated record.